CUUGUCGCUAGGAUGUCACUGCCGGCGGAAGCAAGUCUUACCAUGAGAGAGGUGGUAUUUAUCAGCCCGAUAUCUCGAUGUGAAGGUCGAGGAAGUACCUUUCUGUGGUAUCGCCUCUCGUAGAAACCGCUGAAGCACUAACGAUGGCAUUAUGCCGAGUGAUGACUCCUCUCUUCCUCUUGACAGUAUUUAUAUCCUAUUCCCUUGCUGCACCAUACCUCAACGGGACCACUAGGACAUACUAUGUGGCGGCUGUGGAGCAAGACUGGGAUUAUAUGCCCACUUCAGUCACACUACCAAGUGCAUUAGAGGGACACAUCAGCUGAUAUGGGACAGUGGUAUGGACAUGCUGAACGGUGUGCCCAUCGAAGACUCUCCGCAAGCCGCUGCAGUCGCAGGUCAGAAUGGGCAAAGAAUCGGACAUGUGUACAAAAAAGUCCUUUUUCGCGAAUACACUGACGACGGCUUUACCAUCCAAACGGCCCGUCCAAGCGUUUGUCAAUCUCGGACACUGGAUCGCGGCGACGAGGUUACUGAUCUAACUUCAUAGUGGCUCGGCAUGCUUGGUCCGAUUAUCCGCGCCGAAGUCGGUGACACCGUGAAGGUUGUCUUCCGCAACAUGGCGUCCCACAACCACACAAUGCACCCGCAUGGAUUCCGUUAUGCAAAGAGCAGCGAAGGAGUCUCUGAUGCCAUGCAAAUGUUUGAUGGUAAUGCUGUGCCACCAGGGGACUUGGACGUAUACAUGGGAAGCCCCAGAACGUUCUGGCCCAGGCCCACUGGAUCCUCCGGGGCUUGCUUGGACCUAUCAUUCAGACGCUGCAGGUACUCAAGACGUAUUCAGUGGUCUUGUGGGUGCUUCGAUCAUCUAUCGUCCCGGGGAACUGGCAAAACAUACUUUAGAUGUCCCAGCCCCUCCCGGCUCGAAUCUGAUCGAGGAAGUACUGACGCUCUUUUUGAUCGUGGACGAAAAUCAAUCGUACUAUAUCGACGAGAACACGCUUAACAGGACCAGUAUUUCCGAAGGCCAGCUUCAGGUAAACAGAAUGGAUGCCGGCUUCCAAGAAAGCAAUCUGAAACACAGCAUCAAUGGUUUCAUGUUCGGCAAUCUCAUGGGCAUCAACCUUACUGUAGGCACUCAGGCCACCUGGCAUGUUGAAGCGCUGGGGAACGUUGUCAAUGCGCAUACACCUCACUGGCACGGGAACACACUGAUGUGGGCACAGCAGCGAAUUGAUAUCAUUAGUGUUCUACCUGCACAAACAAGGUCAUUGGUCAUGACGGUUGAUAACCCUGGCUCCUGGAUCCAUCACUGCCAAGUUCUCAAUCAUCGUGAUAUGGGAAUGAUUUCCAUGUACACGGCAGGCUGAAUUUCUUCAUGUGGCAUUUACAGCGAUGGAAACUGACGCCGUUACCCUACGGCCUACCGACCUAAUAUGGAAAAUUUCAAAUUCACAAUUUAAUCCGCAGGGAGGAAUGAGGAACCAUGAAAGCCUUAAGCACAUUCUCUUGCAGCAACCUUGGCUACUAAGUUGAACGCACAUUGCAUUACAGACCCUGCCGGGACUUGUUGAGCUUUUAAUAUGCACGGCGCAUCAUCUAGACUGGCACACGGAGGAGGACACACUCUUUAAUUCAGAUUUAAAACCAUGCCGAUAUAGGUAGCCAAAUGCUUGGUUUGCUGUUCACAAAACUGAUUGCUGCGCUCGGAAAGUAGUGAUGGAUGGAUCAGCACGAAGUAUGAAUAAAAGAUCACGAAAUUUAUUGACACAAUAGGGGAGGAGCUGAAAACAGGUGAAAUUAGUGAGACACAAGACAUCAUAUCUUGCAUCAAGUUGAGAAUCUUCUCCGUGCGUUCCCCGGUUUUUCCUGAUCCCCAAAUUCGGAGUAGCACCUAUUUUGUAUGUGGUCAAGAUCUUGAUUGAGCACUCUGCCGGUGCAGGACGGUGCAAAGAGAACACGUCUUAAUCGUCCGUCUCCCCGUGGACAAGAGUCAGACACUUGGGG
This is a messenger RNA of Exophiala oligosperma, 2007 nucleotides long. RefSeq lists its product as uncharacterized. The transcript has 4 exons. Bases 651 to 1370 code for a protein of 239 amino acids. Gene Ontology annotation, molecular function: copper ion binding; oxidoreductase activity. The record is from RefSeq and is a predicted model, not a curated record. Lineage: Eukaryota; Fungi; Ascomycota; Eurotiomycetes; Chaetothyriales; Herpotrichiellaceae.